Bemisia tabaci is the source of this 698-nucleotide messenger RNA. RefSeq names its product zinc finger CCHC domain-containing protein 24. The record is from RefSeq and is a predicted model, not a curated record. NCBI's taxonomy places the organism in Eukaryota, Metazoa, Arthropoda, Insecta, Hemiptera, Aleyrodidae.
CUCUCGGCGGCUGUUGGUAGUGUAUGGCAUUCGUGCCAUUACAGUUCUGAACGUUGACCAUUCAAGAUCUUGCCUCUUUUUUGCAUGUUAAUCGAUCAGUGGCUUUGUUUUUUCAUCAGUUAAUUGAAUCGAUUUUUGUUAUGAAUACGAACAAACCAUUGGGUUCCGGUGACGGGAAGACGCCGUACCAGGGGAGCUCCCGUUGUUUCGGCGAGUACCGGUGUCCGAAGUGUCGCCGCGUUUGGAUGUCGAGCAACAGCUGGGCCAACAUGGGCCAAGAAUGUCAGAGUUGCAAAAUCAACGUCUACCCGCACAAGCAGAAGCCCUUGCAGAAACCGGAGGGCCUCGACAAGUCCGACUUGAACAAAGCUCAUCCCCAAGAGCUCUGUGAGAAGUGUAAGCAGUUGGGUCACUACUGCCGUCAACGGUACUACAAACGCUGGUGAGCGUGUAAACAGACCGGUGAGUCGUCACUGACAUCCCUCGAAAAUUUCGUCAAAUGUGAGGGGGAACCUGCAAAUGUGUGGAAAAAGAGUGAGGGUGACGAAAUGUUUUUUUUCCCCUUGGGGGUGGGAGGGGAAUAACUAAAUUUUCAGCACAACGUAAACUACCUGGGAGAAGGAAUAAUUAGCUCCAAUCGAAAGUAUAUUAAAAACUUCAUUUUUAAAUCCUCCGUUCUCAAUAGCAUAAUUUUUUUA